UUGUCGUCUCUAAUUUAAUUACAUGUUUAGAUGUCAUCCCGAUUUAUAGCAUUCGUUACACAAUCAAAAUCAAAUCGACUAGUUGGGUGUCGGAAAAAUAAACAUCACCAUCGUGUUCUUCUGCCAUUAAAUUUUUCACCAUCUUUCUUCCACCUCCAACUGUCCUAGACAGCUAUUCUCCACCUCCUCUAGCUUUCCUCUUCUGUUUCUCUAUCAACCCCCCAGAGAGAGAGAGAGAAUCAAACAUCUCAGAAGAACCCAGAAAGAGAAACCAAACCGAAUCUUUCAAAGCUCAGUGUUUGUUAAAUUCAACUCGAAAAUGGGUUCUUCUACUUCAAAAACAUCUUCUUCAGCUUCUUCUACUUCUGUCUCUUCUUCCCCGGCGACGAAGCUCGCCUCCGACUCCCCUUCUCCGGCGAUCCACAAAGCUUUCUCUUUUCCGACGCCGUUGGUUCACCAUCCUCCGGCUAGAAAAGGCGACACUCACCACCUCGUUUCCCUCACUUCCACCUCAUACGGCUCUCUCCUCCUCAAAAGCUCCUCCGACCAAGAGACGCCUCCUCGUAUCUCAAUCUCCGACAAGAACACGACAGAUCCGGUCUCGCGCGACUCGUUCUCUCCCGACUCGGUCAUAAACACAUGGGAGCUUAUGGACGGCUUGGACGACGAGUUCGAAUUCGAAAUCCCCAAAGCUGAUAAGCUUAGUUCCGGUCAAGAUUCGGAUGUUUGCCCUAAACCCGACCCGAAUCGAAAUGGGUCUGCUUUGAGAUUGGACGAAUCUUACGAAUUCGUGAAGACCGGACAAGACGAAGAAGAUUGGGUCCCGUUGUCUUAUAAACCAAAGCAACCUCUUUGGAAGCAUUUGUCUGAAGAAUCUUUCUUGUCUGGUUUAGAUCCUAGCAUUGUCUCUUCUUACAAGAAGGCUUUGUCUUCUAAGCAGUUAACCAAUCAUACUAGUAUCAAUGUCGACACUAGAAAACCUCUCACAACCACAAAGUCCCUCUCUUUCAUAACCAGCGAGCCAAAAUCUGUUUGCGCUAAUCCGAGAUUACAAGGAGCAGAAGACAAGAUUGUGCUCUACUUCACAACUCUCCGAGGAAUUCGAAAGACGUACGAGGAUUGCUGUUGUGUAAGGAUGAUAUUGAGAGGGCUUCAAGUUGCAGUCGACGAGCGUGAUAUCUCUAUGGAUUCUAAAUACAGGAAAGAGCUUCAAAGCUUGCUCGGUGCUGGAGAGAAACCAAAACCGGUUUGUUUGCCUCAGGUGUUUAUCAGAGGAAGCCACAUUGGUGGCGUCGAGGAGAUUAUGAAGCUAAACGAUAACGGUGAGUUAGCUGAGAUGUUGAAAGAUUUCCCUGCUUGUGAAUGCUUGGGGACGUGCCGGAGCUGUGGUGAUGCAAGGUUUGUGCCUUGUAGUAAUUGUGAUGGUAGCACUAAAGUGUUUGAAGAGGAAGAGGAACGGUUCAAGAGAUGUCCGAAAUGCAAUGAGAAUGGAUUGGUGCGUUGUCGUCAGUGUUGCGUCUAAGUAACCUGUUGAAUCAGAAGAUGUGUGGGUGAAAGGGACUUAGAUUGAGUGUAUGAACUGUAAAACAGAAGAAGAUUAAGAGAGAGAUGAUGAUUCUUACUAAGAUGGUAUUGGGUUAGUAUGGUAUAUUGGAAUAAGAAUUGGCUCAAGUCUAACUAUUGUUACUCUCUUGUCUGGUGGUGUUUUUUGUUUGUAUUAUAUUUGUUUUUGGCCUGAUACUUUUCACAUCCAAAUGAUUAUUACUAUUUUAUUUUAA
This is a messenger RNA of Brassica oleracea var. oleracea, 1778 nucleotides long. RefSeq lists its product as uncharacterized. The record is from RefSeq and is a predicted model, not a curated record. Lineage: Eukaryota; Viridiplantae; Streptophyta; Magnoliopsida; Brassicales; Brassicaceae. Bases 320 to 1522 code for a protein of 400 amino acids. The transcript has a single exon.